Messenger RNA from Phyllotreta striolata, 2926 nucleotides. The record is from the annotation of a GenBank genome assembly. NCBI's taxonomy places the organism in Eukaryota, Metazoa, Arthropoda, Insecta, Coleoptera, Chrysomelidae.
UAGUUGGCGCCGUCAGCUGUCAGGUUGUUAAACUUAAUUUAUUUGUUAAUAGAAUAAUGAGUGAAUAUUAAUUAACAAUUACCAUGCUAUUCGGGGAGCUUUAAAUUAAUUCUACGUUAAUUAGGACAAAAUUAGACCAGUUUUGAUUUACUCGUCUAAAAAAUACAGAUCGGAAGGAAUCUUAACCUAAAAAAUUUAGACGCUGUCAAAUAAAAAAACAUUAGUUGAACUUUUUGGCAAAAAUGGCUUUAUUGUAACUAAAACAUCGGCAAGUAAAAUGUGGCCCCUGCUACUCGAUAUGACAAAAGAGGAGUCCGUUCAGAAUCUAAGGAACUUAGAACUGGAAGCGUACUCCAAUUUAGUAUCAGCCCUAAGAGCACAAGGCCCCCUCAAUCCCGACAAACGGAAAUUAUUGAAGGCCACUAGUUUCAUUUUAAACAUAACCCAAGAGAGACACAAAGCCGAAGUUAGAAGAGCCAUUAGCGAUGAAAAGUUGAAUACAAUAGCAUAUCACGUAACCGGUCACACGGAAACCCUGGAAGAAUGGGCCCAGGAGGGCCGUCGCCUCGUACCUCUCCUAACCCGAGCGACUCCGCAAACAAUCUAUUCCGCAUUGGCCAACGACGCCUCCGAAGCCGCCGGUCAGAUGAACAAAAUGCUACCACUGCCCGCUAAUACCGAACGAAAGCGACCCAUCAUCACACCCGUCACUGCAGUCGUGGUACCGGAAACCAGCAAAGGCGCCGCCUUCAGGAUCCCAGAGCCCCCGAAAGUCGAAGACAACAAGAAGAGGAAAUUGAUAAGUAACGCGGAAAACACGAAUAUCACCCCGCUUCUUUUAACGCCAAAAUUGUCUAGGAUUCAGCAGUUGUACAGGCAAAGAUCCAAGCCGAAGGUGAAAGAGUUGAUAAAAAAAUCGGACUCGGGCCACUUAGACAUGGUGCAGCAGCACAAAUUGAUCCAACCGGUGGCCCAAUCGGCGGCCUGUUCGUCCCCCCAACCGCAAUACAUCAACCAAAGGGUGAACGUGCUGCAGAACAUCAGCCUGCAACCGAUCAAAGAGGAGUACACCGAUCACGAGGGCGACUUGAAGCUGACCGAUCACGCGGCGAUGUCUUCGAUAGCGAACGAAAACCACGCGCCCAAACCGAAAAUAGUCUCCGGCAUGAAGCCGAACACGAUCCUGCAGAUCAAGCAGACCUCCCCGCAACCGGCCGGACCCAGCUCGGACGUGCAGAAAACCAUCAAAAUGUGCCCCGCCAAAAAAUCGGUAGCGAAAACGCUGAAUUCCGGUCAAAAGUUAAUAGUAGCAUCGAACGCGCAAACGAUACCAUCGAGUAGUAUAUUACAAAGAACGUUGCAGAUACCGUUCGUCAAGAACGUUUCCAUAAAGAACAUCGAAAAGUUCAAAAUAGUGACGAGCAAUUCGACGUCGACGAAUCUCCACCUGACCAACGUGACGUCCGGCACGAAUCCGGUCAAACACAAAGUGGUCACGGUGAAAACGAACCCGGCUUCGAAGAAGGUGAUACCGUUCUCGCAGCUGCAGGUGCUCAAUUCGAAGGGUAACAUCAAAGUGCUGCCGCUGGGCGGGAAGAUCGUGGGCAAAUCGACGUCGGGCAAUCCGGCCCCGUUGUACAUCGUCAACACCACGCAGCAAAUCACGCGGGUGACGCAUUCGCCGCAAAUCAUCGCGACGAAUAAGGCGCACGAGAAGGCCGAGGUGAAGGUGACCGAGAGCGCCGGAGAGUCGGCGUGCAGGGAAAACGGGAAGUCUUCGGUGUUGGAGGAUAUUCUGAAGGCGUCGGGCGUGAUCGAGGAGAACAACGCGGAGGAUUACGAUGCUAAAAUCGAGGAGUUUCACAUUCCUCAGGUGAAGAAGAACAACAACGUGGAAAUCGAGUGUGACGAUAGGAUGGAUACGGUCGAAGAGGGAAUAAACGAUGUGAAGAAUGAUGGUGCGAACGAAGCGGGUUUGGUUGAAGAAAAGGUGAUCAACGAUGAACAAAAUUUAGAUGAAGAUGUUAAAACGCAAAAGCCAGAAGGAACAGCAAUGGAAAAGAGCAAGCUUGAAAAUGAAUCAGAAUCAAAUAGUGUAGCCGAAGAGAUAACAACAACAGAAGUUCCUGUAGAUAUAAUGAUGGAUAUACCAGAAAGUAAAAUUAGUGAUACAGAGUGCAACUGAUAUUUAUUUACUUAAUUCGUAUUUUGUGUUGAAGCGAUGUCCAUUCGGAGCUUUUUCUUCUUCAGUGAUUUAUACAUUUUAUCUCUUAGAGUAUGUUUAGUGCGUUAUUGUGGAAUUGAAAGCCGAAUGGCCAUUUUGUAAUUUUUGUACGUUUUCGCUAAAAAUACUUGUUUAUCGGUAUUUAUUUUUAUAGUGAAAAAGUUUUUUGUAUUUUGGCUACUGUUUCUUCAAUCUCUUUUUUAGGACUGUUUAUAGAAUAAACGUUUGCUCAAUUCCCUAAUUGAUAUUUUAUUAGUUGUGUUUAAUUCGAUUUAUAUUUAUUUUAAAUUAUACAAUCUAAUUAGAUUUGUUGAGAUUCUCCAUUGUACAUAAAUAUUUAUAUUUAACGAGCGUUUGUGUUAUGUUUUUAAAUCCUACCUUUUUCACGGAAAUGUAAAUUUCGAAAAAUUUAUUGCGUGAGAAAAACCGAAUUUGUGAAAAUUAAGUAGUGUUUAAUAUAUUUGUAAUUGAAAUAUCUGGUAUGCAAUAAAUACCUAUAAAAAAUCUGUAGAAUAAAAAAUAUGUUAAAUAAACUCUGAUGCAUAUUUGGCUUUUGUACUUCUCGACGCUGGGGAAACGCCUUUCUGCAGUGCUACGUAUUCCUUUUGCAAUUUCGCUAGCGUAGGACAUUCGUAACCGACCUUUUCCUCGUACUUUUUCUGCACCACCUGCAUCAAACUAACCAACAAAAACUCUGCAUUU